AUGGGAAACAGGGCAAAAUUAUGCUUUACUCUUUUCUUGGUAGUUACAGUGUUUUCUCAUUUGAAGAGUUAUGGUGCUGCAGUCGAGGCUGGAGAUACUCUUUCGUUGGGUGCCUCGCUUGCUGGAAACCAGACAAUAUUUUCCAAGAACGGCACAUUUGAGUUGGGAUUCUUCAGCCCAAAUGGAAGCAACUGGUAUAUUGGCAUCUGGUAUGCCAAAAUACCAGAGAAGACGAUUGUUUGGGUGGCAAACAGGGAGACUCCAGCCAGAAACAGGUCUGGUGUUUUGAAGCUGUCAAGAGAAGGUAAUCUGGUACUGUUCGAUACAGAGGGCGCUUCUAUUUGGUCUGUCAACAUGUCGAAGAAGGCCUCCCGGGCUGUGAUAUUGGAUUCUGGUAAUUUUUUAAUGCUGAGCGGUAACAAUAAAUCUGAAACUGUUUGGCAGUGUUUCGACAAUCCUUUAAAUGCAGUAUUGCCAGGAAUGAGGUUUGGUGGACAGCAAAAGCUAGUUUCUUGGAAAAACUCACUGGAUCCCGCUCCUGGGCUUUUCUCCUUGCAUGUGGAUCCAUCUGGGGCCAAACAAUUCGUGGUUACAUGGAACAAUUCUGUACAGUAUUGGGAGACUGGAACUUGGGAAGACAAAAUUUUCAGUGGACUUCCAGGCCUGAACAAGAGCUUUCAUAUGAUUGUUGAAAGUAGUAGCUCUGGUUUGUAUUUCAGUUAUACAUUGAAGCCUGAAUACACUGUGCUCUCACGUUACGUCCUAACAAAGUUCGGAGGAAUGCAAGUCAAUGCUUUUGUUGAUGGCAGUAAAUGGAACACGUACUGGUCUCAGCCCGGAGACGCAUGCGCCAGCCCGUUUAACUGCGAUGCCCAAAAUAGCAGCACUGAGAGAUUCGUCGACCUUAGUGUGACGUUAGCUAAUGAUUACGCAUCCUCGUGCACUGCGUUUUCUUUCAGUCAGCCGUCAGGGCCUUGCCAAAUCUGGUCCGGAGAUUCGCUGAACAUGCGCAACUCUCCUCCGUCGGAAAGCAGUUCAAAUGUCUCCAUCCGAGUAGGAGCCUCCGAACCUCCAACGAAACGCAAAACCUUUAGUAUUGUGGGCACAGUGCUUCGUAUUGUUGGUGCUCUCACUGUUGUGUUGGGUAUCUUUUCAGUUUUCAUCUGGCGAAGGAAUCAGCUACUACCGAAGGACAGGUAUGCAGAUUCCUCGAACUCCUUUCUUAGAAUGUUUAGUUACGAGGAAUUGAAGAUUGCAACUAGGAAUUUCAAGUUUGAGUUGGCACUAGUACAUUUUGCGCUGAUUUCUGAUGGCCGUUUGUCGGAUUUUCGAUGA
Messenger RNA from Cryptomeria japonica (Japanese cedar), 1335 nucleotides. Its product is annotated as G-type lectin S-receptor-like serine/threonine-protein kinase At2g19130. The transcript is spliced from 2 exons. Bases 1 to 1335 code for a protein of 444 amino acids. NCBI's taxonomy places the organism in Eukaryota, Viridiplantae, Streptophyta, Pinopsida, Cupressales, Cupressaceae. The record is from RefSeq and is a predicted model, not a curated record. Gene Ontology annotation, biological process: recognition of pollen.